AUGGCGUUGUAUCUACUCUAUGAAGCUACAUCUGGUUAUGCUUUGAUUCGAGCAUAUGGCAUAGAUGACAUAGGAAGAAACACCGAAGCUGUUAGGAAUUCAGUAACUGAUAUUAAUAGGUUUAGUGAAGUUGUACAGAUUGUUGCUUUUUCACCAUUUGAUUCUGCUUUAGAUGCGCUUAACCAGUAUAACGCUGUCUCUGAAGGGAUUAUGACCGAAGAGUUGAGAAACUUUUUGGAGUUAAAGUUACCCCAAGUUAGAAAAGGAGAGAAACCUGAUAUUAGUCUUGGAGUUGCCGAGCCAAAGAUUGGAUCACAAAUCUUUGAGGAAACUAAGAUUCCCUGCCAAAACGAUGAAUUCAUUCUUGAACUUCUCCGUGGUGUUCGCUUUCAUUACGAAACGUUGAUUAGCGAUUUUUACAAGUCUCCGCUUGCUGGGUUUUUGAAGGGCAGCAGAGCUACGGAGAAGGAAAAGUUCAAUGUCGACCAGGUUGAUGACAUGAUUUUUGAAGCUAUCUCCACACUUGACACGCUUGAUAAAGAUUUCAACUCGUCCUUGAUGGGACUCAGAUUGUGGUACUCUAGGCACUUCCCUGAACUUUUUGAUAUUGUAAACGACAACUAUCUUUACGCGGAAGUGGUAAAUUAUGUUGAAAACAAAUCUGAUCUUUCUGAGCACAAGAUCCCAAGAUUAAGUGAGAUACUUGGGGGUGAUGAAGACAAAGCAAAGGACAUUGUUGAAGCAGAGAAAGCAUCCAUGGGGGAAGAUUUGUCCCCGAUUGACUUGAUUCAUGUCAAGCAAGUUUCCCAGAAAGUGAUCGACCUCGCACAACACAAAAAGCAUGUACAUGAGUAUCUAGUAUAUCAGAUGAAUGACAUUGCGCCGGACUUGGCUUUUGUUAUUGGUGAAAUUGUUGGGGCUCGUCAUGCUGAGUGUUCUAUUAAUUCCCGCACUGACUGCUUUUCAGGGACAGAAAUUACUGUAUAUGGGGAGAAGCUACGUAGGCAGGUUGAAGAGAGACUGGGUUGUUAUGAUGUUGACAUGAUGAAAGCAGCGAUAGAUACAGAAGAUGGAGGUUCAGCAAAGAAGAGCAGCAACGAAACUGAGAUCAAAGGUGAGGUAGGGCUUAUUGAAGAGGAUAAACCAGCAGCUAAUGCAAUUAAUGGAGAUGCUGCAGAGGAGGAUAUGGGGAUUGAGAAGAAGAAGAAGAACAAGAAAAAGAAAAAGAACAAGAAAAAGAAGGAGAAGUGCACUAGCUCGUGUGUUCCUUACACCUUAACUAAACUAGCUUGUACAUUUUUUGUAACUGUUUUGCUGUCUCUUUUUGUGCUUUCCUUGCACUUUCGAUAA
Papaver somniferum (opium poppy) is the source of this 1350-nucleotide messenger RNA. Its product is annotated as nucleolar protein 56-like. Lineage: Eukaryota; Viridiplantae; Streptophyta; Magnoliopsida; Ranunculales; Papaveraceae. Gene Ontology annotation, molecular function: snoRNA binding. Bases 1 to 1350 code for a protein of 449 amino acids. The record is from RefSeq and is a predicted model, not a curated record. Gene Ontology annotation, cellular component: small-subunit processome; box C/D methylation guide snoRNP complex. The transcript has a single exon.